UCAUUAGCCGCAAAAAUAAAAACAAAAACAUCAAACAUUUUUACCGACUUACGCGCUAAAUUCUGUUUAAUGAAUCACAUUACGAGCUAAACUUAUAAAAAACUAAAGCAAAAGAGUAUAUUCUAAGUUUUUGUGAAAUUAAAGUACAAAUUUCUUUAAGAAUGUCUACUUGGCAUCCAAAUGAAGACUCCUCAGACUCGGAAGAUGAGGACACUAAUUUCGAAGUACGAGGCCGAGAGGCAAUCAUAUUCGUAUUGGAUGGCUUCCUAUUCAAAACACCCGAACGUUUUCAAGAAGCUGUACAACUUAUACGCGAUGCCUUUCUCUCUGGUCUUAUUAUAAACGAUAAGGAUCUGAUUGGAAUUGUGUUCUCUAACACCAAGGAGUCGCCUCCGCCUAAAGAAGUGGAUGUUCUAAAGAAUAUCGUUGUGCCAUCCAAUUGCGCAUUGUUCCUUCCACUUCGUCAAUUGAACAAGGACAUUGUCGAAUAUUUCCUCAGUUUCACUGAAGACAACUUUUUCGAUUUUGAAACUAAAUUCGGCGUUGCUGAGGGAAAGUUUGCGAACAUGAUACGACUGUGCUGCAAUAUGUUCCAACAAUGUGGUGUCAAGCUAUCCAAUCAGACCAUAGUGUACUUCUCUGAUCAGGAAACACCCCACGAACCAGGUUCGCAGGAAUUUCAAAAGGCCAUCCAAAGAGCCACAGACAUCGAAGGGCAGAACGUCGAAUUCAACUUGAUUCCUAUGGUAGAUGACUUCAACUACGAUCGUUUCUAUAAGGAAUUCAUUUCUCUCUCUAAAGACAUAGAUAUGGAUAGUUUCGAGCCAACAGAACCAAAAUUAGCCCGUGAGAUGAUAUCUGAUCGAAAGCUCAAGCUGGACAUAAACAAACGCUGCAUGGGCCAUGUCAACUGGAAUCUUGGCAAUAACCUUGAGCUAUCUGUGAAACUUUACAACUAUUUCAAGAAAUCUGUCUACCCCAAGAAAGUCUCUCUGAAGCGCGACGACAACUCUCUCAUUACAACAAAAAUAGAAAACUUUAUAGACAAGAAGGAUCCCGAAACCGAGAUAACUACUAGGCGCGAAUUGCGAGCCGAAGACGUUGAGUAUGAGUUAGUGUGUGGUGCCGAAGCUAUUCGGGUGAAUGAAGCUGAAAUGAUUAAAAUAAAGUACCCUUAUCCGCCGAUCAUACAGUUGGUGGGCUUUAAAGAUAAGUCCACUGUUAGGAAAGAUCAUUUUAUUAAGGCAUGUUCGUUUAUCUACCCAGACGAUGAACGAAUUGCUGGUUCUGCCAAAUUGUUCACUGCCCUUUGGAUGCGGUGUCUGGAGAAUGAGAAGAUCGCAGUUUGCAUAUUUAUUCCAAGGAGAAAAUCCAAGCCUUCAUAUGUAGCCCUUGUGCCGGUCACAGCCGCUAAUGAAGGCGCAAGUUCCAAUACCAAUAUUAACGGAGAUGGAUUUAAGGUUGUAUUUUUGCCUUUUGCUGAGGAACUUCAUAAAUACGACUUUAAAGAAUGGGACAUUGACGUAGCCCCCUCCGAAGAAGAAGGUGAAGAACUUCUUAGAAAGAUCAUGAAGAAGCUAAAAGUCAAAUACAAUCCAAGUACAAUAAAAGAUCCGGCUCUAGAGGAAAUACAAUCGAGAUUACUGGCUCUAGCAUUUGAUAUUAAAACCGUUGGUGGCGGUGAUAUUCAAAUGCCAGACACUCAAAAACAAGACCAGCGCAUUGAGCAAUACUUGGAAGAAUUUACAAGUUUGUUUGGUGCAGAAGCAGCGAACGAGAAAAGAAAAGCUACGAGUGCCCUGAACAAAUUGCCGGCUAAGGUAGCGAAAAUUGCUGAUCAGGAAUUGACUAUUGGGUUUAUAGAUAAUCUUAUUGCCUCCGGUAAAAUGGAUACUCUAAACAAGGAUCAGUUGUUCAAUUUUUUGAAGGCGCAUAAAGCCAAAGUUACAAAGUCCAUGACGAAAGGAGUUUUGAUUGAAAAGGUAAUGGAGCUAAGGAGUGUCUAGACAAAAAUGAAAGUGUCCUUAACUUUUUGUAAUGUUAUUUUUAUAUUGAUACUGUUGAUUUUAAAGUUGAAAUACAUACAUACAUAUAUAUUUUAUUAAAACCUUAAA
Eupeodes corollae is the source of this 2114-nucleotide messenger RNA. It is a transcript of the gene Irbp, whose product is annotated as ATP-dependent DNA helicase 2 subunit 1. Lineage: Eukaryota; Metazoa; Arthropoda; Insecta; Diptera; Syrphidae. The transcript is spliced from 2 exons. The record is from RefSeq and is a predicted model, not a curated record. The coding region runs from base 162 to 2006 and encodes 614 amino acids. Gene Ontology annotation, molecular function: damaged DNA binding; telomeric repeat DNA binding; DNA helicase activity. Gene Ontology annotation, cellular component: Ku70:Ku80 complex; nucleus. Gene Ontology annotation, biological process: double-strand break repair via nonhomologous end joining; cellular response to gamma radiation; telomere maintenance.